UUGUUUACAUGGUCUAUUUCCGGUUCGAGGUUAAUUUGUUUUGCAACUUGUGAGGUUUCCAGUUCACAUCUGUAGAACUCUAUACCCUUCUGGUCAACAUUAAUCGUUUAUUUGUCAGUUUGUACGUUAAUGAAUUAAGGUAAUUCACAGGUAGCCCCAUACCUUUAACUUCCACUUUACAGUGCCCAGACGCCUGUUGGUUUGCAUCUUAAAAGAAGCUAACAGUAACGUUAGCAGAGCAGCUGCAGGGAUGGCGGAGAUUCCCGGGACAUCUAGUGAGACAAUAACGGAGACUGUUCAGACAAACACACCACCGCCGCCACAACAGGAGGGACGAAGCUUGACAAUCAAGCUAAGGAAGAGGAAGACUGAGAAAAAGGUGGAGUGGUCCAGUGACACAGUUGAUAAUGAGCACCUGGGAAGACGAUCAUCUAAGUGUUGCUGUAUUUAUGAAAAGCCCAAGCAGUUUGGAGAGUCCUCUUCUGAAAGUGAGGGAGAGGAUGACGAUGAAGGGUGUGGAAGUGCUAACUGUAUCCUGGGCCACAGCAGGAAAGGACACGGACAAAGGCCUGAUGGGGGUACCACAGCACCUCCAAACUCUGGAGAAACGCACAGCCAUUAAAAUAAAGUGUGUCUUUAGGGGAGGGGUUACAUAUUCCAAACUGCACUGUUGUUUUAGUUUGGUUUCCUCAGAGAGCUACAGACAAGCCUGAAGUCAGAAAGUUCCAGCUGCUGGAGCACAGCUUCGACCUCUGUACUCUGCUCAAAACUGGAGAGUUUCCUGAUUGGGUUGUUACUAUAAAAUCUUCUUAGAUCCUUUUCCCUCAGCAGACCAGGAGUUUGAAAGGAGUAGCUCAUUUGAAACCAUAUCGUAAUUAAAUGAUACAUGAUAGUUGUCAUUCUGCAUGCUCUUUAACACAAGAUACAAAUUUUUGCUCAGUUUAACCAAUCUCAGCAGGAACAAAAGGCACACUUGAUAGACCAGAUUUUCUGGUAGAAUAUUUAUUUUUCUCUUUCCAUGAAUUUUGUCCUUGCUAGAUUCUUUAUCCAUUAUAUUUAAAAAUACAUUUGCCUCAAAUGUUGUCAAUUGUGUGGACAUGAUGAAUGAAUGACUUAUUCUGAAAAACUUUUUUCAUGUAAAGGAGUUAUUCUGAUUGUAAUAUGUUGAACACAAAACUGAGAACGUUCAGUCACUGUUCAGCACAUUAGUUCAUGCAGUAUUUUACUUUUAACUGUGAUGCUGCAAAUCUCUGAAGUCAUUUUCUGACUUUAGUAAACUGAUAAUUAAACUGUUUCCAAACCACAGUGGUGUGCACAAAAGUUUGUUUUGUAAUACUUCCCCUGCAAAGUUAUUAUAAUCGGAUUGCACAUCUAAAAACCCACUCUGUCAUUUCAACAAAAAUAUUAAGUCGUGCUGCACUUCUCCAGCAGCUCUUUGAACCUUCUGACUGCUAGUUGUCUUUGAAACAAAGCAUGAUGGCCUGCAGGUAAUUGACCAUUAUACACCACAUAUUGCUUUUUAAUUAGUUAUAUUUAUUUGUUGGUCUCAGUUUAUGCUGAUUUUUGACAUGCAGUCCAUUAGAAUUUGAUGUUGAUUUGCUUUACAAACUUUACACCAGCGUGGGAGAAUUGGAAAAUUGGACACAAACCUAUUAAUAUUGUGAUCAGUUCAUGUUGUUCUUUGUCCUCUACAAUUAUAAAUCCAUAAUAUUACCAGGAGCAAAGUGGGCUUUGUUGUCCUGGCCAAGAUCAAAUCUCCCUGGAUACUUUCAGUAUCCUCAAAAAGAUGUAAAUCUUAGGUAUUCACUGUUCUACAAGGCACUGCUCUUAUUUGUUAACCUUAUUAACGUGAUUUAAUUUCUGAUUACCAGAUUUCCUGUGACUGCUGUCAUAGUAACUAGAUCAUGAACUAAAAUAUCCAAAUGGGCAGCUGUUAGGGUAAAGAUCACUGUCAUUUGUGACUAAGGUUGUGUAUAUUCAAAUUUUUUCCAAUCCAACCAGUACACCGAAGAAGACUUUUCAGUUGCAUCAAUUCAUAAAGAUCUGUAACUGCAACUGAAGAGCUUUAGGAAAAUUUGAAAAUACGUUGGCAAGUUAAUCUCCUAAAUUUAGACCAGAACACUGGCUUUCCCAUCACUAAUGACAAUCUAUUUUUCAGUUUUACAAUAAAAAUAUUUUUUAAUAGAGAAAAAUGAUUGGACAUAUCUUUUUGUUUUGUAUACAUACAUAUACUUUUGUGAUGAUAAAAUGAAACAAUCUAUGGUUAAUUCAGUUUUACCUACUGCUAUAAUGUCUGCUUAUAGACCAACCAAAUUCACACGUCAGUGUUUUCAUACCUGCUGUAGUUGGCAUAUUGCAUUGUUUUUGUAAAAUCCUAAAUUAUAUUUAUCAGCCCCAAAUAUCAAGUGAGCUUCUCAAUAGUUUGUUUAUAAUAGAUGAAAAUAUACUGUCAUUUUAUAACCAUAUUACUAUGUCGGUCAUAAAUGUAGAUCUUGAUUUGAAUUCUCAAUUAUAGGUCCUUUCUGAUAAGAUUCAGAGGGAAUUUAAGAUCCAGUAUUCAUGUUAGUUUUAAGUGGGUGCAAGACGAUUAGCUGAAUAUUUUCUUAAAUGAUACAAGUCGUGACUGCUUCUCAGAGACGAGUCACUGAUUGGGCAAUUAGGGUUUUUUAUGUUGUCUUAUAGGCCCAAAUCUUUAAAGUAACAGUAAUAUCACAUGCAGAAAAACAGUAUCAGCAUAAAAUGGCAGAGACAAACAGAUAAUGGCUAUUUCUUACAUUCCAGUAAGUUUUUAGUUUCUUGAUAAUAUUGUAUUAAACAUGGUUUAUAUGGCUCAUCUCUUUAAAAUGUAAAAAUGUUCUGUUUUAAACUAAUGUGAUGAAGGGAGGUCUAACCUAAUACAUUUAAACAAAAGAAAUCCCAACUGCAAGGUCUGUCGGUAGGCAACUAUCAUUAAAUUAGCAUUUUGUACAGUGUUAAAAUUCUGAUACCAUUGAAUGUGAGAAUUCAUUGUGUCCACCAAACAGUUUAACAGGCUUUUAAUUAGGAAGAGGAAGAGUUUUUUUUUUUUUGUGAAGGACUUGUUUUUUAAAAACUGCUGUAUAUUUUUUAAGGAAAAUCAAAGAAUGGGUGAGCAGGCAGGAUGUCUGUUCUGUUGAUGCAAAAAAAAUUCCCUUCUGGAAUGAUGAACUGGCAGAUCCCAUCAGUCAGUUGGCUGCAGAUAAAUACUCUGCACUUCUAUAAACCUAAUGAUUAAGGGUGAUUGUGGGUUUAGUACUGUGCUUUGCAAUUAAUGGGUUUUAUUACUCGGACUUGGAAGAGCAAAGAUCAUUCAUUGUUUUAGUUGAAGGUCACCUGCCAACCAGAGUGAACCUUUGUAACUCAGUCACAGGUAAUGCUGCAUUCAGAAUAGGUCUAUGACUGCUGCUUUGUUUCUCAGCUGUGACUCAGCUGUGAUCAUUAUUAUUUUCAUCUUUGCAGUUUGGUAUGUGAUGCUAUGUUGGUUUAUUUUUUAUCACCUUCUGUACCAUCUCUACACACUGACUUUAGUACUUAUGUACAUUAAUCUCAUACUGGUAACACACCUUUCUGUAUAUACUGUUAGCAAAAUGAAGCAAAUGUGAAAUAAAGUUUUGAACUGUGA
Messenger RNA from Girardinichthys multiradiatus, 3640 nucleotides. RefSeq names its product protein phosphatase 1, regulatory (inhibitor) subunit 11 (gene ppp1r11). NCBI's taxonomy places the organism in Eukaryota, Metazoa, Chordata, Actinopteri, Cyprinodontiformes, Goodeidae. Gene Ontology annotation, cellular component: nucleus. Bases 251 to 622 code for a protein of 123 amino acids. The transcript is spliced from 3 exons. The record is from RefSeq and is a predicted model, not a curated record. Gene Ontology annotation, molecular function: protein serine/threonine phosphatase inhibitor activity; protein phosphatase 1 binding.